Bolinopsis microptera is the source of this 2167-nucleotide messenger RNA. RefSeq lists its product as uncharacterized. The record is from RefSeq and is a predicted model, not a curated record. The transcript has 6 exons. NCBI's taxonomy places the organism in Eukaryota, Metazoa, Ctenophora, Tentaculata, Lobata, Bolinopsidae. The coding region runs from base 420 to 1010 and encodes 196 amino acids.
AAUGCGAAUUUGUCUAAAUCUGUUAUCCUUCAAGCUAAAUUCAAUUGAAGCUGUCAUAGUAUGGACGGUUAUCGUAAUUACAAUCUAUCAACUUUGUGCUUCUUGAUAUUAUAUCCGUUGAGAUGGUUGGGGAGCCUCGUGGUACGGAUUUGAGAGUGUUUCUAGGUGUUUCCCAGGAGCAGGAACCAUGCUCAGCACUCUGGGUGUUGACAAAGAAAAAUGACAAAUACUGGAGAUGUCGCAAUUUAACGAGAUUAUCCUUUGCGUGCUAUUGAAUAUUUUAUAUUUUCAUUAUAGCUAUGAGCCCUACAAUUACAUAUAAUAUAGGACAAAUAUGUCGCAAAUUGUGACCGGCCUGUCUUACCGCUGUCAAAUACUCAGUCAAGAACGUUACGAGUUGAUACGUUUACCUACCUUACAUGGCAAUCAUCAACAUGCGAGUCUCUACCCUACUAGUCAUCCUGCUACUGAACAACGGUUCCUGCACAAGUCAUGUGACUGGAGAGGAAGCCGGUUCUACUGAACCCCCCAAACACGGGUAUCACAGGAAAGAUGCCAGGGAUAUUGAUCAUGAUAUUGAUACGUUUUACCACAAGCCUUUGAGAGAUUAUGAGCCUGUUAAUACUGAGAGAACAGAGUUCACAACUAGCUACCUCACCACCGAACCCCAAGAGUCUAGGAACAAAUAUACUAUUGAUUACCAAGAGGCUUCCAGAAGAGGGAGAUCAGAGGUAACUAUACAGUUGCUCCCCCUUCUUGAAACUGCAGAAAAGUUUAUAUCGGAACGGCUCAUGGUUGCAAUCGAGUACAACAAGAAAAUAAGACGUAUAAGAAAGGUUUGGGGCGGAAAAGUAAAGCUGAUGGGGAACACUGUUUACGUUACAACGGACAUCAGAUUCUCUGUUGCCGAAGCCAUACACAGUUUUGGCUACACGAUUGAGUACAGAGGAAGAGGAUCCUCUAAAAACUACCCCGUCUACAUGGAAGUCAGGUCGGCUGACGAUUUCUGAGACCUCUCUCAUUCUCUCUCGAACUAAUACUCGUGGUUACCUAGUGGAGACCGUCCCCGAUCACGUGAUUUAACGAAGGUGCAAAUAAAGGCAAAUGAGAAUUGUCAGAUUAUUGUGCGGAUGAACGCUGAGCUCUGUUGGUCGUACAUAAGAAAUAUGAACAUUAAUUUGACAUCGAAAGAUAUAAUAAAUUUGAGGCGUAGACUCUGACUAUUUUUCCGUAAAUAUUGAUACUUCUGAAAGGUUCUAGUUGCAGUAAAAAUAUGAUUAAAUCUUUACGCGGUUAAUCAUGCGGUGAUAAAAUAUUUGAUCAGAUAGAUUAGGAUUUGACUGACUAAUAUCCAGGAGAUGACAAAUGUCCGUUAUUAUAGAUUAACCUUUAGGAUAGUGGUCAGAUCUUCUACUGAAGUUAAACCUAGCUCAAACUAAUUGAGGAUCAGCGCCUGAAUGCCGUAUUUGAUAAUAUUACCGAAGGUGAUUAUGUAAAAUUACAACGAUUAAUUCUAACCCAUGGAAAUACAAAGUUUCCCGGAAGGCGACCCGUUUAGUAUACUUUACGUUUUACGUUUAGAUUAUUCAGCAAGCAUUCUUGUUUCCUAUUCGACAAGAAAAUCGAUGAUAUGAAGAUUUAUUGAGCCCCUGAUUUUUAUUCAAAUAUUUUGUAUCUCGACUCUUUUAAGAUGAGACUGAUAGGCUGGAAGAAGGAACUUUACCGAAGCUUUCAGACUGGCUUUAAAAAUGGGGUACUGAAAUUCUAGAUGACUGAUCAACCUUAAUUGGAUUUAUCAUAAUGAUAAACUAUACUGUUGAGUGUUGAGUCAAUUACGAUAAAGUAUCUUCGGCCAUGCGUGCAGGAGUGUCAAUAUGCGUUUGUUUACAAAUAUAUUUUAUCGGGCCUUACUGACUAUAUUAGGUAGCCCAGAUAUAAUUGUACGAAUAUUGCCAUUUUCAUAUCUUUAAUCCAAAUUGCCACGCUUUAUCAAGGACACAGGGAGCAUUCAUUAGGGUUUUUUUGACAUUGAUGAAUGAAUAAUGGAUUAUGGAAUGGAAAAUAUUUGAGUUUUAACAAUUUGUUUAUAUGAAUGAGAAUGACAACUGUACGAAUGAUUGCGAUUUUCUAUUUUUUGAAAUAAAUUAAAUUUAUUAUUUUAGAUUUA